Messenger RNA from Somion occarium, 1929 nucleotides. NCBI's taxonomy places the organism in Eukaryota, Fungi, Basidiomycota, Agaricomycetes, Polyporales, Cerrenaceae. The record is from the annotation of a GenBank genome assembly.
AAACAAAGUGUCAUAUUAUAACUUUGCGCUCAACUUGCAACACAAUGCACUCUUCGCUUUUCCCGGCUUCCCUCAUCGUCUUAAGGCUCGUUUCUCGCAGAGAAACUCCACUUAUAUCACUAGCGCAUCUUGCUAUCUGUUCAGCAUGGCUUAUCACUGCGGGGAUUCUGAUUCAUUUACCCACACGUCCACCACCCUCGUCUCUUGAGCUCCUCCAGACGUUGGAACAGGUAUCGACAUGGCAUUGGAGAAGCAUGGAAAAGCGAUCGAUCUGUCGCACCAUCUGUCGGACUUGUCUCGUGCCAGAGGAACCUCUCCCUUGAAGGGUCUCAUAAAAUAUGUGACAAAGCCGGGUACUAUCUCUCUGGCAGGAGGAAUGCCUCAUCCCAGUUAUUUCCCAUAUGCCGAUAUAUCUGCUAAUGCUCUUGCAUCGGACAAUUUCGCUCUUGAACCAACUCGACCAGACUCAUCUGUUUCAUGGUUCUGGAAACUCUUUGGGGCCGGGUCCUCGAAAGAGAAGAUCAUGCCCAUCACGAUCCCCAAGUGUCCUUCACAAGCAGAUGACAUCAAUCUAGCUGUCUCCCUACAGUACGGUACGGCGCAAGGCCUUGUUCAGCUCCAAGAAUUCCUCAAAGAACUUGUGGGAAAAGUCUAUAAGCCCGCCUACAGCGACUGGACGACAUUGGUCCAAACCGGCAACACCGACGGUUGGUCCAGGGCUCUCCAAACACUCUGCAACCCUGGCGAAUUGAUCCUAACUGAGGAAUGGACGUACCCCUCUGCUCUCGCUAACAGCCAACCUUUCAACAUUUUCCCUGUUCCGAUUGCAAUGGAUAGCGAAGGUAUGCGAAGCGAUGACUUGCGAAAGGUUCUUUCGGAAUGGGACGAGACAGCUCGAGGCGGGAAACGGCCACACGUCAUGUAUACUGUCCCCGUCGGUCAGAACCCAAGCGGUGCUACCAUGGGUUUGGAACGCAAGAAGGAGAUCUAUGACAUCUGCGUUGAAUUCGAUAUCAUUAUCGUCGAAGACGACCCGUACUAUUUCUUGCAGGAAGGACAGUACAAGCCUAAAUCUGAACGUUCUAGCCAAUCGGCUCACAAGGAUCCUGGAGACUUCAUCGCGAACUUGGUUCCCAGCUACCUAAAGGUGGACUACCAGGGCCGUGUGAUUCGUUUGGAUACAUUCUCCAAGACGAUUGCCCCUGGCAGUCGGCUGGGUUUCUUCACCUGUAACCCAAGGUUCGCUGAACGUCUCGAACGUCAUGGUGAAACAACCACUCAAGCACCUUGCGGAUUCGGCCAGUCCCUGAUUACUCAGCUACUUAAGUCUUGGGGAUAUGAGGGCUAUACCCGUUGGCUCCAUGGCCUUGCCGUACAAUACACUGGACGUCGUGACUACAUCAUUGACUGCUUUGCGGAGGAAUUCCAUCUCCGGAGUUCUAUUGGGACGACGGGUAUCUGGAACGGACUCGAAGUGUAUGACCUGUACGCGAAACCCAAGCGCAAUGCGUCAGGAUUGGAGAAGUUCGACUUUGGGCCAAAGUUAAUUAGUUUUGUCCCUCCAACAUCCGGCAUGUUCAUCUGGAUCAACUUCAGGACUCACCCGUCGUUCAAAGAAGGUGAUGAGGAACCUCUCGAGACGCAACUCUUCAUUAAGUUGGCCGAGGGUGGAGUCCUCGUUGCACCUGGUUGGUUCUUCGCUGCGACGGAUAACGUCUUGGACAGCGGUGAAGGGCACGUUCGGAUAUCCUUUUCCAACGUUGACUUCGAUGCAUUGAAGAAAGCCGUUGGCAUCUUCGGAACUGUCCUGCGCGACUUCUUCAAGGAGUGAUAGAUAUUCUUCAUCGAGUUAUUUGCUUGUGGAUCUUUCUGGAAAUGUAUUGUAUAUGUAAGCUAGAUCUGGAUUACGAUCUGUGUGUGUGCUCUGUC